This is a messenger RNA of Drosophila hydei, 999 nucleotides long. Its product is annotated as ADP-ribosylation factor-like protein 3. Gene Ontology annotation, cellular component: ciliary membrane; non-motile cilium. Gene Ontology annotation, biological process: non-motile cilium assembly; receptor localization to non-motile cilium. Bases 13 to 750 code for a protein of 245 amino acids. NCBI's taxonomy places the organism in Eukaryota, Metazoa, Arthropoda, Insecta, Diptera, Drosophilidae. The record is from RefSeq and is a predicted model, not a curated record. Gene Ontology annotation, molecular function: GTPase activity; GTP binding. The transcript is spliced from 2 exons.
ACUAUGUGCUAAAUGGGCCAGCUGCACUGCUUGCCACGCUGGUGCUGCUGCUGCUGCUGUUGCGAGCAGGCGUCGACGCUGCCAGCGACAGCGCGCUUUAAGCUGCUGCUGCUGGGCGUCGCGGGCAGUGGCAAAACGCAGCUGGGGCAUCUGCUCAGCGGCGAGGAGCGCGACGCCAGCGAUCUGGGCGCCACGAAUGGAGUCCGCUGUUAUCGAGUGAUGGACCCGGAGUUGAGUCUGCUGCUGACUGAGGUGGGCGGCAGCGUGGAUAUGCAACGCAUUUGGCAGCAUUACUUUGCCACCUGCCAUGCGCUCAUCUAUUGCUUCGAUCUGAGUGCCAGCUACGACCAGCUGCUAGGCAGCUUUGCCCUGCUGCAGCGCUGCCUGCAGCAUGCCACAUUGCGUGGCAAGCCCGUGCUGCUCGUCGCCACGCGGCACAGCGAUGCCGUUCAGCUGUACGAUGUGGAGAAUGCCUUCGAUCUGGAGCAGCUGAGCCGCUCCUCCGGCUGCCCCCUGCACAUCUGCCACAUGGCCGACGAUGAGCUGCAAAUGGGCGUGGCCUGGCUGCGACGUCAGCUGCAGGAGUUGGCGCCAGCGCUGGAGCAGCGUAUCAAAUAUGAUGUUAAUAUGCAGUCCUGGGAACGACGCAAUCGUGCUUUACUUUCCAACGGUAAAUUGGACCAGCCGCAGCGCCAGCGCUUUCGACGUCCGCACAGAAAGGUAACGGUAUGCGUCCGAUCAACGCUUUAGCGCUCUCGCUCACACUGCUCUCUCAAUUACAGCUGUGGCCCCUCCAGUUGGCUGGUGACGUCACGCAGCCGCGCCCAUCGACAGCGCCGGCCGCCAUUUUCUCCGUGCGUGCACCAUGAAAACUGCCCUCGAAUGUUCAGCAAAAUGUGCCAAAGAUCAAUUUUUUUUCUGCUUCAGAACUAAUAAUAAGGCAAUAAGAUCCAUUUUUGUUCAAAAUAAAUAAUAAAUGAUUGAGACUUGUGUCACAGU